AUGAAGCAAUUCUACAAGGACAACAGUACAAAACUACGGCCGUACCGGGCUGCCUCGAUGUUUGCGCCUCUCAGAAUUGCUGGCCACUAUCCUAGCACACUGCUGACCGACUUCAAAGACGGACAGGGCAAUUCCAUCGACGAAACUCUAAAAAACAAACUUAACUCCGUGCAAGAUCUAUCAAGCAUCCCUACUCCUCACCUGGGCCUAAUUAUUCAAGGAGUGAUAUCAAUUUGUAAGGAUCCUAAAGACUUCCAUGGAUAUAACCUAAUAAGACCUCUUUUGGCCGGCUUUCCUAAAUACGAGACGUAUGCAAGUUUCAACAAUUAUUUCGGCUAUAGUUUGGCUGUAAUUGCCCUCUGCGAUGCAGGCAAUAAGGUACCGGAUUUUGUCAUCAAAGAAUUGAUUAAAGGUGCAAACAGAAAAGUCAGCUAUCAUUCAGUUGAUAUUGACGCAUUGAUUUCGACUGCUUUGUCUUGUGUGUCAACCUCAAAUAGAUCCCUACAACGCAAAGUGGAUCGGGCCAUAGGGAAUCUUGUUCAAAGCAUGAUCUCAAAGCAAAAUACAACAACUGGAGCGUUUGGAAAUCAGUAUACAACAGCACUAGCUGUCGAGGUAAAAUGGUAAAUCAUAUUAUAUCGAGGAAAAACUAGGAGCUUAAACUAUUUUUCCCUAGCCAAACAUGCAUUCCCAAAAGCUGGGCAAAACAGAAAAUAUUGUUUUUUAGCCAUGUUUAUCACAGAAAGUUGGCCGGAAACAGGAAACAUUGUGUCCCAUGUACAGGGUUCGUAGUCUCCAAGACCAAAAAAAUUCAAAGACUUUCAUAGAUUUUUUCUGCCUAUUUUCAAAGACUUUACAAAGACCUUUGAGAGCAAUUAGCUGUCGAAAAAUUGCGAGCACCAUUUUUACCCGGUAAUUAGUCCCGUCAAAUCACAUCCUAAAAUGCGCCUUUUCGUCGAUAUUUGCGAAAAUCUUGCUUCAAUCAAUUUAUUUUAUUAGCUAGAAAAUCGUCUAAUCAAAUACUCACUGAAGAAUUUAAAGACUUUUAAAGACAUUCUUCGCUUUUUUACACAAUUCAAAGACUUUUCAAAGACCUUAAAGACCUGCAUUCAAAUUUAAAGACUUUCAAGGAUUUCAAAGACCGCUACGAACCCUGAUGUAGACAUGUUUUGCAAACUAAACAUUGUUUCCUAGACAUGUUUCUAAAGGUGACGCAAACCAAAAACAUUCUUUGCUAGCUAUGUUUUCGAAAGGUGGGCAAACCAGGAAACACUCCUGCAUGCCCAUGUUGCACAAAGAUACGCGAAGAUGAAGACUUUGUUUUCUAUAAUCAUGCUUAAUUCCGAAAGUGGGCAAACCAGGAAACAUCAUUUCUGCAACAAAAAUAACACUUGGGAACCAAAAAAUCGUCCCGAAUUUGUUGGCAAGCUACGAGAACAACGAAAAGUGUGUUGUCUCAAGCGGGAUUCGAACUCGCAUAUUUGGGUUUCUACACUACCGCUCCAAUCAUUGAGCUAUCGAGGAUUGGUAGCUUAAUCCCGCUUGAGACAACAGAUCUUUUGCUGUUCUCUGCGCAGUGUCAGCCAUGAAACUAGUUUUGUUGGGAAGCAUGCAUGCAUUUAAGGUGAUUCAUCAGUAAUAGACAAUUCCCAUUUAUAAUAGACUAAUUUUAAAAACUAGUCAAGGAGAUGCAAAUAAAUCACCACAGCUAGAAAGAGCAUACUAAAAUGAGUAAAACUGCAAAGUUUGGUUGCGAAAUGCGGAAAAUAUAGACUUACAAAGUUUGCAAAUUUUGUAUAUUUAAAUUUGUAUUGCGUGCGGAAAUUCCUAUACCCUGGUUGCCAGAGGUUCUCGUAUCUUUCGCCUUAUUCCCGCUCAUAUCACAGUAAAAUAAAUACAAGUGGGAAUAAGGCGAAAGAUACGAAAUGUACAAAAUUUGCAAAUUUUGCAAGGCUAUAUUUUCCGCAUUUUACAACAUUUCGGAACCAAACUUUGUAAUUUUAGUAAUUUUAGUAUGCUCUUUCUAGCUGUGUGAUUUAUUUGCAUCUCCUUGCCUAUAGUUUUAAAAAGUAGUCCAUAAUGCAUAGGAAAUGAAUUGUCUAUUGUUCUGGAAAUGAGAGUUUGUUGAAACUUCCCCGAGGUGAAGUUUAUGAUAUGCCCAUAGUGAAAACAGAAAAAAGUUGGGGUCACCGAACUCGUUUCGAAGAUAUGACAAGUGCAAUAUGUCAACCUUUUCCCCCACAUGCAUGGCGCCAUUUUGAUCCGUUUACGAGUUACAGGAACAAUCGCAAUUGUUCAACCGUUAUUGAAUUUUUUUAACAAAGAUCCUAUUAAAAAUGUCUAUAUAUAUGUACAGUGAUUAUAUAUACAAUAACACAUGGUAUUUUAGCGAAUCAAAAACCAUUGACGUGCAUUGUCGUGGUGCAAAGAUGUCUUUUCCCAUCUUCUCAGACAUGUUAUAUUGGGAAGCAUGCGCGAAAAAUGUAAAAUAUGAAAAGUUGUACAAACGAUUUUUCUCAUAUUUUCCGAUAUGACAUGUAAAAACGUAUAGAAGAACAAAAACAUAAAAUAAAAAAGUAGGGUACGGACGGCCUUUUUAAGGAGAUAGCCUACAAGGAUUAAACAUGCACUGAUGAUGUGGUUAAGUGUUAUAAGGUAUAUUUCCUGAAGCACGCCUAAUCAAAACAAAGUGUUUUUUUUCUUUGCCCUUAUUCUUUCUUUAUCACUUUACAUUGCAGUUCGACAACAUAUAUUAGCGAGAAUUUGUUAUUAGAUAUGCGCAGUAAAAGUGCGCAAUGCAAAACUGAUGAAUCGCCUUAAACAGUAUUUAACAUGAAGUUGUUAAAAGAACGAUUUCCACACUGUUAUAUUCCAGGCCAUGCAAGCAGCUCGUAUCCACACGGACAGCUAUCUUUGUGACAAAGCAAUGAAAUAUAUUCUCGCAUAUCAAGAUGAGGAAGGAUCUUUUGGUUCAAUUCUGGCAAAUAUUCUAAUAACUCCUGCCCUCCUGGGAGAAUCGUUAUUCGGUUUGAAAAGAUACGCUUGUCCCGUACUAGGUAAGAAAGCGUAGGAGGGGGGGGGCGCCAAGCGGGGGCUGCAAUGCCUUACUUAGAAUCUACAAUUACAAAGAAAACAUUCUACUCAAAGUAAAAAUUCAGGUCGUUAGCUGAUCGUAUAAGAACCAAAGGUAUGUGUACAUUUCAUACAGAACUGAUGGAGCUAGCUAGCAUCUAAGUUGGCUUAGUCUUUUUACUAUUACUUAGUUUGUUUAUUUUAUUUUUAUUUUUAUUAGUGCCAUCACCCACCACACCUAUUCCUGAGGUAAGAAAUUACUUUUUCGUAGUAGUUUUUCAUUUUCAAAAUUCAACCGUGAUGUCUCGGAAAUGUUGUUUUCUAAUCAUGUCCCCCGAAGGUGGACAAACCAGAGAAUAUAUUGUUUCCAAGCCAUGUUUCCUAAAGGUAUACGUAUAGCCGGCAAACCAGGAAACAUCGUUUCCUGGCCAUGUGGUUUUUGUGUUUCUGUACAAGGCUUUACUAUGUCUCGUUUGUCAGUCACGGUCGAACUCGGCUGAGUAACACCUCAAAGUACAUUCUACAAAGGCAAAUUGGUAGAACAAGCACUUUUCAAUCUUCGUAUACUAUAUAAUCGUGUUGUCAAACUGUGGAACAUUGUAUGUAAAGAUGUAUACGUUUGAACACUGUGUCUAGUCCUAGUUCUUUUAAAUGUUUAGUUAAACGUAGAUAUUCUAGUAUUGUUGAUUUUAUUUAUGUUGACUUGUCAUAUACGAGGUCCUUGUCUCGUGACUCUUCGUAUUAUAGGACGCAAACUGUAGUGUAAUAGGUGUGUGUAGAGUUGCGUGUGUAAUGUUAUUUUAAAUCAUUUUAGUAGGGUUUGGGAAGGUAUCAUGCAUGGUUGUUCGAGUCCUGUUUAUACCUCGCCCAUUUAGGGUCUAUAUUCUAUUAAUAGUUGAUUGAACAUUUUACAUGUUUUCUUUGUAAAAUAUGAUUGACCCUAAUAAAGAUGAUGAUAAUGUUUCCCAAAGGUAAGGAAACCAAUAAAUACUGUUUUCUAACCAUGUUUCCCGAAGGUUUUGGCAAGCCAAAAGCAUUGUUUCCUAGCCAUAUAAUAUUUCCCCAAGGUAGGCAAACUAGAAAAGUUGUUACGAAAACAUUGUUUCCUAGCCAAGUUUGCCAGAAGUGGGAAAAUAUUGUUCACAAAAAUGUUCCUACAAUCCUGCUCAAAACCAUCUGCGAUACUCUAUUAAUGUUGGAUGUAUUACAACUGCUUUAACCAUAUUCUGGGAAUGCAAUCAACAUUGAAUGGUGGGGGGUAAGGGGGAGGUUUCUCUAAAUAUGCGACAAUAUUAUGAAAGUUGGUCAAAUAAUUGCAAGUGUUGCAGAUGUUUUGUCCGGGAUUGUAGCUUGUCUAAGAUGACUUUCCAAUUAAUAAAAUAAAUCUUCUUUUUCCAGAUAAUCACAGUCCAUGUGCAGCUCGUUUUCAACGUGACCGACAUGAGAAGAACGGAACCCCCAGUAUCCGUCAGCGUACUAGAAGGAACAACAGCGAAAACUAUUUUGGACUUGGCCGGAGAACAAAACUCCUGUUACAAAGCUGAAUAUAAAAAGUACUCAUUCGGCCAUUCGGUGACAAGUAUUUGUGGUGUUGCUAAGGAUUCGUCGAAAAAUUACUAUUGGUUGAUUUACGUUAACGGAAAGUCUGCCAAAUAUGGCGUCGACGGAUUAAAGCCGAAGGAUGGUAACCUGAUUACAUUUAAAUACAAAAAGUUGACUUUUAAAUAGUUAAAGUACAAUUAUAGACAAGCAACCCAAGUGUAAUAGUAGUAAAGCGAUGAGAAUGGAACAAAAUUAACAUGAUGUAACAUCUGGGUUAAUUAACUGAGGGAUUAAUUUCAAAUAAAAAGUUGAUCUUUUAAUGUUUAAAACUGCAUUUAUAACAGUUGAACUGUUACUUAAUUUUUUCAACUGCCACAGAUCAUGUCGAGUUGUGUGUGCGUGCUAUCGAGUUGUGUGUGCGUGCUGUGGAGUUUAGCGUGCGUGCGUUAAACACUCAGGUCGAGCACGCUGCGAAUUAGGGCUGAGAACAGGAUGUACGUCUGCGAACAGGCCGUAAAAUGAAACAAAACAAAAAGGCGUUGCUAUGUAGUACAUGUAGUAACAUCUUUUUCGUGCGUGACCGUUCAUGCUUUUUCAACUCUCAUUCUGUUUGUUAUUAGAACAAAUGGUGGCUUUCUGACAGUUGAUUGCGGUAGAGAAAAGACUGUAAUCUGAAUUUUUUUUACAGCAACCAUGCAAUUCCUUUGCGCAGAUACAUGUACGCCUAGCGUACCUAUUUUUUUCAACUUGCCACAGAUAAUUUCUCGGUACAUUCUAAAAACACCUUGGUUAAAAAUUAUUUGGUUUAUCUAAAAUUAACAUUGUUUGGGGUAACUUAAUGUUCCUGGUUAAAUUUCCUAGUUAUUCAGUUAAUUAACCACGGUCCUGGUUAGUGUGAUCAUAGUCUUGGCUAAGUUAACCAGGAUUCCUGGUUAAUUGAACCAGGGUAUAUAUGAUUGAAUUAACCAGACUAUGUCCGUUUACCCACUAAAAUAUAUUUUUACUAAUCAAAUUCGCUAUAACUGUCUUGUUUAGCCUUUUGGUUAUUACAGUUAGCUAGUACCUUCUUUUCGUAACUUUAUCUUAAUUUUGUAUUUACGUAUGUAUUAAUUUAAUGUAUUAACGGUACUGAAUAAAUUAUUUGUCUUGUCUUGGUGGAUUAUUAGCCAGGAAUCCUGGUUAUAAAUUAGGCAGGACUAUGAUCAAAUGAAAUUUAACCAAGAACAUAUUAUCUAGGACUCUCAGGAAAUUUUAUAUAACCAUGGUGUUUUUACAGUGUAUGGUGUCUACUGGGUUAAGUGGUAAUUAAAGUCAAACAGUUAAAUGACCAUGUCAUUGUAUGGUGUUCUUUGCAAUAGCCGAGGUCUUGAAAUGUCAUUUCGUCCUUUGUGGAGGUAGCCCUAAUUGAAACAGCAUUGCAAAAAUAUCUGUGAACCUUGAUGUUUUCUUAAAUGAACACGAUAUCACAAUCAGUAUGGGCUUUACCAUCUUACGACACUUUCUUAACUCUUGCCAACCAUAAAUACUUUUUUACAAUACCAACAUAGUACCCUGGAUUCCAGAGCCUUCGACAGUAAAUAAUAAGUUGAAAUGUCGCGAAGGCUCUGGUUCAACGGGGAGACUCUUUGAUUAAACCGCGCCAAUCACAAAACAGAAUGAGUGGUUUUAAUACAGAUUCUGUAAUAAAACCACUCAUUCAGUUUUGUGAUUGGCGCAGUAUAAUCAAAGAAUCUCCCCGUUGAACCAGAGCCUUCGCGACAUUUCAAUUUAUUACAGGGUACCAACAUAGACGCACGGGAGGAAAAAAAUUAGGGGGAGGGGCUGACAAAAAUUUGUCCGACCUCGAGCGACAUUGCACGACCAAUACAAACAAAUUUGCGUCAUAAUCGCGAGUUCAUUCUUGCUUUUUCUACUAUUGUAAUACGCGUCGCGCUUUCCUUUCAUCAUUUGCCCGAUUUUUAAGUAUAGGGUGGCUGAUUUUAAAGCAAUUAAUCUGUCAGACUUUGUUGUUGUUAAAAUUGGAGUUGCAGCAGCCCCAACCUCGUUCCCAUGCUCUUACCUUGCAGCAGCCCCUCCCCCAGCUCUACUGAGCCUUGCUUGAGUGAUGAUUUGAAUAAGACCUUGAACUGAAACUUGGUACGAAAAAUAGCCAUUUUACUACUUUAGAUGGAUCAAGUUUCGUUACGUUCUAAGUGACCUUCACUGGGCUUCAAAACAACACAGGGAACUCACAGAAAUAUCAACACUAGCUACAAGUACAUCUGGAUUAAUCCUCACCAAAUCUAGGAUUUGCCCAGGCAGAGAAUAUUUACCAAUUUAAAGAUAAUUGCGCAGACCACGACAGGUGGAUCAUAUUGCAAAGUGAUAGCAGUAAUGGUGAACGCGAAUUCUCAAGCUUGCUGAUAAACAACAUCAUGAAUGCACAAUUAUUUUCUGGCGUGAUUGUAAUAUGCUUGAUUCUAUUUUCUGGCAGAGUAACUUCGUUUUGUGGUAAGCAUUUAACUUGAGACGGUCAUAGAGGGUAGUUAAGUAAGUUUCACUGGAUAUCUACUUUAUAAUCACUAUUUCGUAGUUUAAUAGUAGUCAAUUCUAAAAUACGCGAUUUUUUAUUGGUUCACUUUCGCAAUGACUGUGGUUAACUUUAAUUACCAUUUUAUUUUGUUUUGAUUCUAAAAGUUUGGAGAUGUCAUGAUCUCUGACGUAGCGGAACAUCGCGAUAUCUUUCAUUAGGAUUUUGGUAUCUCACUCGAUAUAAAUAAUUGUUGAAGGGGUUGGUAUAGGUGGAAUUUUUUUACAUUUAUACUAGACCUAUCGAUCCUGCGGCCCUGCAUGCGAUUCCGUUUCAGCGCUUUAACCAACUGAGCUACAGAGAGACAGUUGUCGAGUUGUAACCACAAACUGUUCAUGUAUAAAUAUAGUGAUGCCAAUGUACGGUGUAUGAGUAAAUAUUUAAAUUAAAUUAGUAUAUAAACAAAUACAUUUGUUAUAUAGUUAGUGUCAAAGUUCAAUUUUUCUGUUUGCCGAUUGGUCAAAACCGUAUCACGUGCCGGUCCACAAAACGUCAUGUUCACUGUUCACGUCAUGUUCAUGCUCAUUGGCGAGGAGGCAACCGAUCAACAAUGAAACAUUUAUUGACCGGUCAAUAAUAGAAUGGGUGCAAUGUACAUGCGCUUAAACCAUGAAGUUCCAAAAUUCAUUCUUUAAACUUUUUAUUAAACAUUUACGACGUUCUAUUCAUCCAAUUUUGGUUUCAAAUUAAGUUCACUCCAAUGAGCGGUGAAUUAUUCAUACUUUGACACUUAUAUACUACAUAACAAAACACUUAUUUCCUAAGACCUUGGGAAAACAGUGUGUUUUCUGGCUACUCGACCGCCGUUAACGGCGGUCUCGGGUCCACAAAACACACUGCUUCCCUCGGUCUCAGUAAAUAAGCGAUAAUUAUAUAAUUUUUUUUAAAAAUUGAAACAAUAACACGAAGAGGUAGGGAAUUAGAACCAAACAUUAACGCCCCAUUCACAUUGUGAAUUUGUCAUUUUCAGCCAGGACAAGCGAAACUUUACAUGCCGACCAAACUCGGGCUGUCGUUCGUUCCUCUGACUGGAUGAAACAAAUCUACAAGGACAACAGUACAGAACUGUUCCCGUACCGAGCUGGCUCGUUGAUCACAAUUCUCAGAUUGGCUGGCCAUAAACCCAAGACUCUGUUGUCAGAAUUCAAAGACAGACACGGCCUUAACAUUGAAGAAACACUGAAGAAUUUCCUAGAUUCAAAGAACGCCACAGAAGGAAACCUUUCAAGAAUUCCUAAUCCUCAUCUAGCUCUUAUAAUCCAAACAGUGGUAUCACUUUGUCAGGACCCUGAAAACUUUCAUGGAUACAAUUUAAUACCACCUCUUCUAUCCGGUUUCGCUUUGUUCAAGAAGAUUCGAAAUUUCAAAAACUAUUUCGGGUAUAGCUUGGCUGUCAUUGCUUUGUGCAAUGCUGGCCACCGUGUGCCGGACGACGUCGUACGGGAACUUCUCAACGGAGCUUAUCGACAAGUUAGUUAUCAUUCAGGUGAUAUAGACUCGCUGAUUUUGCAAGCUCUAUCGUGUAUUUCCAACAGUUCCAUGCAAAAUGAAGUUCAUCGAGCAUCAGAGAAAAUCGUUGAAAAUUUGAUCAUGAAGCAAAAUACAACAACUGGAGCGUUUGGUAAUCAGUACUCGACAGCACAUGUUAUAAUGGUAAAUGAUUGUACUAUUGUUUGCCGGAUCCGCUUAUCACCACCCCUACAUCCGCAAUCCAGUGGAGCUAUCCAGUACAAAUAAAGUUAGUUUGGCUUUCCCAGUUGUAAGACUGCACAAACGAAGGAUUGCCCUUACUAGUGCUUAAUUAAUGAAGAGUUCAGAAUUGAAAAUGUUAUCCAAUAUAAACAAAGCUACAACCCAAACCAAAAUCCAUGUGGACCGCACAAUCCACUUUUGCAAAUCCUAACAAACAGUUGAAACUUGACUUUACACGCAUAUUCCCCACUUCCCCUCUUCAAUAUUGCAUAUCCGCAUUAUCCUACACUUCUUAUUUGAUGAACAAUUCCAUUCAACAUUGACUUGGGGAGCAGGGGAUAUUUAUUGAGAAAAAACGCCAUUCUAGGCCAAUGCCUGUGGGUUGUCCACAACGUUUUGGCCAGGAUUGUAGUUUAGAUUCUGCAUGCAAAAGAGCCAUACCGAAAAAGUUUCACUUGCAACGAAACGAAAACGUUUCACUUGGGAGUAACUCUGGAUUGGAACAAUUAUUCUUGUUUCGAAAUUAUUUUUAUUUAGUAUUGCACAUUAAUUCUCUAGGCCUUGCAAGCAGCUCGUAUCCACACAGACAGUUAUCUCUGUGAAAAAGCGAUGAGAAAUAUUCUCACAUAUCAAAAUGACGAAGGUUCAUUUGGAACAAUACUGGCAAAUAUCCGUGUCACUGCCGCGCUUUUAGGGGAGUCUUUAAUCAGUUUGAAAAAGUACACCUGUCCCGUAG
Molecule: messenger RNA, 9611 nt
Organism: Paramuricea clavata
Lineage: Eukaryota; Metazoa; Cnidaria; Anthozoa; Malacalcyonacea; Plexauridae
Source: the annotation of a GenBank genome assembly